Molecule: messenger RNA, 2646 nt
Organism: Polypterus senegalus (gray bichir)
Lineage: Eukaryota; Metazoa; Chordata; Cladistia; Polypteriformes; Polypteridae
Product: interleukin-7 receptor subunit alpha-like
Exons: 8
Coding region: 120-1388 (422 amino acids)
Biological process (GO): positive regulation of receptor signaling pathway via JAK-STAT; cytokine-mediated signaling pathway; hemopoiesis
Cellular component (GO): external side of plasma membrane; membrane
Molecular function (GO): cytokine receptor activity; protein binding
Source: RefSeq, a predicted model, not a curated record
CUCUUCGCUAAACUGAGACGGAUGUUGGUUAUAUAUCAGGACAAACCAACUUCACAGCACAAUUUUCAAGCCAACACACAGCAGCUUUGCUUUUCUUUGGAUUUUACUAAUUCUGAAAAAUGAUCUACAUGACUCUGUUUGUAUUAUUACUAAUGCAGUUAUCAGUUUCUGCUCAAAGUGGAUCAGGGGAUUAUGACAGUGACUCUGAGAUGUGUGAUGUGAUGUGCCAAUCAGAACUCAGUGAUCCUGAGGAGGCGAUCUUUUCUGUUGAAUGCCAGCUGGAUGAAUGUACUAUUGAAGAUAUUCAAGGACUGGAACUAUGUGAGGACAAAAAUCAUUGCAAAAAAAUGGAGAAAAUAAAUGGAGAUUAUAAAACAAACAACGUUAAUAUAACUUAUCAGGCAUUUAAACUGUGCAUCAGUAAUAACAGAUCAAGGAACUGCUUCACUAAAGCUGAUGUAUUGCACAUUAUUAGACCCGAGGCACCUUCCAUAAUGAGAGUAAAUUAUACUGAAGAAACAAAAGCAGCAACAAUCUUCAUUUCUUCAAAUGCCAAUUUAUUUUUGGAAAAAAAUUUAGUUUUUAACAUUGCAUAUUGGAUUCAGAAUUCCUUAGACUACAAGCAUCUGAAUGUAACAAGUGAGAGCCUGAUCAUUUCAAGUAAAUAUCUAAAGCCAGGCUCUACUUAUGAAACAAAGGUUCGAUCCAUUCCAAAUGGAGACUACUUCAAGGGUUUUUGGAGCAGUUGGAGUGAAGUGGUAUCCUUCAACAUCCCUUCAAGUAAAUCAGAAACCAAUCUAAGUAUGUCAGACCUGAUAAUGUAUCUCUCGAUCUCUCUUGGAAUAUGUCUGCUAACCUGCACCAUCUUUGCUGCAUUAUACAACCAAAAGUAUAUUAAAUCUUGCCUUUGGCCAAGCAUUCCAAAUCCUAAAUAUACACUGGAGAAAAUGUACAAGAAACCAAGCAAAGCUAACAGUGCAAGUUUCAACCCAGACACUUUUGGAGACCACAGCAUUCACAAUGUGGAUGGAAUGGAAAAGAUGGUAGUCUGCGAAAUACUGCUUCCCCCUGCUGAUAGAAGUCUUGCCAAAUCCAUGGAUUGGGUUCAAGCAUACUUAUCUGUGAAAUACCCUUUGCCUAAUAUUGAGAUACCUCAGAAUGAAAUGGCAUCCCAAAACCAAGAAACUACUGUGUUGUUAAUCGACGAUCGCCAUUUUACGAGCAUACCAGGCGCGAAGGAAACAGUGCCUACUGCCUCAUCAAACGAGGCUACGGAUGGAGUACCCUGCUCUUUGACCCAUCAAACACAGAAACAGGAGGAACCAUAUGUUACAAUGUCCAACUUUUAUAAAACGCAAGAUAAUGACAUAAGCUGUGCCUCCACCUAAGGAUUCUCAGAAAAAUAUUCAAACUGUCAAUCUGCACUGACUAACUUUACUGCUUACUGCAUUGUCAAAUGACAAUGUGACCUUGGCGGACAGUUUUUUUCAAUCAAUGUCAUUCAUCACAGCAAACUCUUUUUUUUUCUGAAUUUUGUGAAAUUUUCAGGAUAUUUCAAGUGACAGUGCAUACACUAAAUGCACUAAACUGCUGCUGGUACUGUUAAAAUAAAAAUGCUGUUUACUUGUAGGUUAGUGUGUUACAACCACUGUACAAAGAUUCAUACAACUGAGUAAUAUACUUUGCUGCCUUUAGGAGGGUACAAAUCAAGGAAAAAAUUAAUAUAUUUACUUUUGUUUAUUUGUUUUUAAUGCAUAUAACACACAUAAAUCAAGAAUGUAAUGAGCUGCAGCAAAUCGACUAUUCCGAUUCAUCAAGUUAUAAUUAGUGCUUGUGAGUGCUGCGGUUAGCACUGUUCUGUCACCACCCCACAGACUAUGGUUGAAUUCUUGGCCUUGUCACAGUAACUGCGGAGUUUACACAUUCACACUAUGACUGCUUCAUUUUUAUCUGGGAAAUCCAAUUUCUUCCCACAUACAAUUAAAUCAUCCAUCCAUUAUCCAACCCAUUAUAUCCUAACUACAGGGUGACGGGGGUCUGCUGGAGCCAAUCCCAGCCAACACAGGGCAUAAGGCAAGAAACAAAUCCCGGGCAGGGCGCCAGCCCACCGCAGACAAUUAAAUCAGCGUUAGGUUAAUUAGUACCUAAAACUGACUGUGUGUCAGGGUGUUCUGCAUUGGACUAGAAUGUUACCCAGGUUAAAUGUAUUGUGUCCGAUUUGCCAGAAUAAUCUCUGGCUCCCCAAAACCUUGUAAUACAAACGUAAUUAGAUCAGGGGCAGUGCAAGGCACAACAUAAAACAAAUACGUAACAAUGCAUUUUUUGGUGGCAUCCCAAUUAGGACUGCUACUUCCUGGAUCCAGAAUUCAGCACUUGGUCAUUCUGCUAUGGAGUAGGUGCUUCAAGUUGGCACAGUGUUUUCUCCUUUCACUUCUCAAAGACAUGCUUGUCAGCUAAAUUAGUUUCGUGUGGGUGCCCGGUACACUGGUGCCCUGUUCAGGUCUGGUUCCUGCUUUGCACCCAGUGUUGUCAAGACUGGCUGCAGCCCUCCACUGCUCUGAAGUGGAUUAAUUGUGUUUUCAGAAUGUAUGUGAGAAUAUUUUUUUACACAAUUUAUACUGCAAUAGGUGUAUAUAUUUUUUUUUU